GCUUCAAUAAUGAACAGCCAUCCCUCGAUCAGUCUGCUGAGCCAACCCCUGGCGGCUGACACAAAACAGCUUGGACUGCCUGUGUAAUGUGACAGGAGCUGAGCUCUGAGACCCGCCUCCUCCCCUCUCUACAUAGCUGUGCCAUGAACAUGAAGGACCUGAGUUUAAAAUCUUCCACCGCAGUCCCAGUGCACAAGGAAGAUUCAUACAUAUAAGAAAACAUGGAACUGACGUGAAAUGUGAAAAGAACGUCCUUCGCAGAACACGACUUUGCCAAAGUUUUCAUCGUCCACAGUGCACUGUUUGCAGACAGAAUGGAUGAGAUCGCUGUUUACACUGGAAAUCUUUCCAUUCUCUUUAACAUUUCUAAGAGAAAUUUUACCUUUGAUCAUUUUGACCAUUGUCAUUCGCCACCUGCCAUGAUUUUCAUAUUGGCUCUGAUUUACAGUGCUAUCAUCAUCUUUGGAGUUUCUGGCAAUCUGCUUCUAAUCGUUAUCAUAAUGAAACAGAAAGAAAUGCACAAUGUUACAAACAUUCUGAUUGUCAACCUGUCAGUCUCUGAUCUACUCAUCAGUAUCAUGUGCUUGCCUUUCACUUUUGUCUAUACUUUCAUGGACCAUUGGAUUUUUGGUGAGGUCAUGUGUAAGCUGAAUUCCAUGAUCCAGUGCAUCUCCAUCACCGUCUCCAUCUUCUCCUUGGUGCUGAUUGCUGUUGAGCGCCACCAGUUGAUAAUCAACCCCCGUGGUUGGAGACCCAACAACAAGCAUGCCUACCUAAGCAUUGCCAUCAUGUGGAUAAUGGCUGUGCUUACAGCAUUGCCUUUCCCACUUUUCCACAUUCUAACAAACGAGCAGUUCCAAUACGACCCUAAGUACUCAGAGGAAUUUGCCGGAAAGUAUUUGUGUUUUGACCAGUGGCCAUCAGAAAACCAGAGGCUGGUCUAUACCACGUGUCUUCUGGUAUUGCAGUACUUCGCACCGCUCUGCUUUAUAUUCAUCUGCUACUUUAAAAUAUAUGUACGCCUGAGGAGGAGAAACAACAUGAUGGACAAGAUGAGAGAGAAUAAAUACAGGGCAGAUGAGAACAGAAGGAUCAACGUUAUGCUUAUCUCUAUUGUAGUUGCUUUUGCAGUUUGCUGGCUACCUCUUAACAUCUUCAAUGCUGUUUUUGAUUGGAACUAUGAGGCCAUUAAUAAUUGCCAUCACAAUCUGGUUUUCUCCAUAUGUCAUCUGACAGCAAUGCUCUCAACCUGCACAAACCCCAUUUUUUAUGGAUUCCUCAAUAAGAACUUUCAGAGGGACUUACGAUCAAUUCUCCAUUACUGUAAAUGCAGCCCCAGAGAGGAGGACUAUGAAGCUAUUGCCAUGUCAACCAUGCAGACUGAGAUUUCCAAGAGCUCUUUGAAACAGACCACACAAAUUGCUUGAGAUUUGUUGAUUCCAAAAUAUUGCUUGAGCAGUAUGAACAGUAAUUGGUGCCCUGACCUAUACUAUUGAAUGUCACUAAGGAUUAUUCUACCUAAAAGUAGCAAAAAGUCUACUCAACAUCUUAAAUAAGUUCAUGAACUUUAUAUUUUACCUAUUAAACAGAAGAUUCCUCACAACUUAUUUUUUGGUCUAUACUGCAUAAUGGAUAAAAUUUACAUUAUUUUGAAGAAGACUUUGCUAAAAUAGCUAGAGAUCAGAAACUUUACAACACGAAAUCUAUAACUUCUCUUUAUGUGUUCUUGAAGACAUGGGUAAGGCCACAUUUCAUUACCAAACCUGUAACCAUGUUCAGAUUAUAUUCUGUUAGCAUGCAUUUUGUUUUCAAAACCUUUGGAUGUAUUAACAAAAAUAGUUGUCUAUAGCAAUGCCUGUCAUGGAAGAAGUGAAGCCGAAGGUUUUAGCUUUCUUCUCAAGAUGAAGGGAAAAUCGAAGGACCAGCUACCUCAUUCUAUUGCCACUUGCCUCCCAGUUGCAGAGAAAUGGAUGGGUAGUGUUAUUUCUCUUGGGCAGACAAUAGUCAAUGACAGAAGGACAUGUAAAUAAGAAAGUCAUUGAUUUUGAGAAACUGUUUCAUUUCACAAAAAAAAUACAGGUUUGAUUUUACAAGUUCACUCCCAUUACGUACAAAGCAAAAUCUGCAGCAGAUACUUUGAACCAAAAAAAUUAGGUGUGAUAACAAUAUUAUCUUUGGGUUAUUCUGAUAAAUUGUAUAAUUAUAAUACCAGUAUUGUUCCAUUAUUGUAUAUUUGAUGCAAGACAAUGUUUGGAAAGAAGAACUCUAUCAGCAUUAACAAGCAUAUUUUUCAAAAUGAGCUACUUAAUAAGAAAUGUUUACCAUUGCCAGAACAAACAAUUUAUUAACAUUUAAAAUGAAUCAAAACAAAACUUACUGAUACCUACUUUUGACAGUGAAAUGCUGUCAAAUCAUUAUGCAGGUGAAGUUUAUUAAUUUAGAUUUAUGUACUGUUACAUGACCUUUGAAUGGGUUAUUUUACAAUCUCAGCUUGGUGGGAAGUGCUUGACAUACUUAGGCUGUGCAUGCCUGAUGGGUAAAGCUGUGCAGGAAUUAGUAUUGUUUGAGGGUACAAAUAACAAGAAACAUAUGCUAUUUCGCAAAUGUAUAGUUAUCUUCAAAAAUGUCACAGUGAAAACAUUUACUGUCACUGGACCUAUACCGAUCAGCAUGGUUUCACGUCUGAUCCUUUGUACUGUGUCAGCUUAUCUCAUUCAGAGCACAGGUAAAAGCACUCUGGGUCAAAGAUGGGAAAAUCAUACAGGUUUCAAAAAAUGCUUCAUUUGGGGUGUCCUAGGAUUGCGAAAAGCAUCAUAUUAAUGUAAGUCUUUCUGUCUUUCCUCUUCCUGUGCAGAAAGUCUUUGUCUGUAUUUUCAGUGGGAAGAGGAUCACAUUCAUCCUUGAUGUCCAAUGUGGUGUAGGUUAAUUAAAUUCACUGUGUCUGAAUGGUGAAUAGUGGCAAUUAUGGUACGGGAGUGCAAAUGCUCUGGUGGACUAAUCUACAUGAAUCCAUGGCUUUGUGGUCUAUUGAUAUUACCUGUCUCUGUGAUAGUUUAGGUUUUUGUUGUAAAUAACAGUUGGUGAUUCAUGUGGUGAUAUGUGUAUAUGUGUGUGAGUGUGUGCACACGUGUGCAUGUAUCUAUGUGUGUAUGCUUGUGGGUAUGUGUGCAUGUGUACAUUAUACAGAAUCCUCAAAACUGUUGACUCCCUUCUUGAGAUCCACAAAUUCAAGAGAGGAAGAAACCUCAAUUGGGGAAGAACAGAAUAAAAUCAAACAGAACUAAAUGUAACAGGUUUUGCUAAAAUUCAAAAACGCUACUGGCUUUGCUAUGUCCUCAGUUUAAUGAAAUAAAAACAAAUGCAAGCUUGAUCCAAAAUCUCUGAAUGUUAACUUGGGUCAGUUGGUAAUGACGAGGAAUAUGAGGUAGAAUGUUGUGGCCUCAAUACUCACUCCUUGCUGUAAGGAUAUAACUAACUUUAGUGCAAUACUAAGGAGAUUCUGCAUUUUAGGAAAUGGUCUUUGAAUGAGAAACUAGGGCAUUCAAGGUUCCAGCACCACUGAAGAAUGUCAAAGAGUCCUGUCACUAUCCAGGUCAAUAAUCCUUCCUCAGCCUACAAAACCAAAAAGAGAUACAUUUAUAAUUCAUCGUGUUGUUGAUUGUGGGACUAUGCUCUGUGCAAAAUGGUUGCCACCAUGAUCUAAGUAAUAAUUGAAACAGUAAUGUAUUGUAGGAGAAAUGCUUUGGGAAUGAGGUGAUCAAACACCAAAUAAAUGUAAACCUUUCUAUAAGUGAUAAUAUAUAGCAGAACUGAAUAAUUUUAUAUUGAAGACAUCCUGCAAAAUUUCAGUGAGGUUCUCUGAAAUAGGUAAAACUAAUAUGAAUUGAGUGGUUUUACAUGCCAGUUAUUUUUCAGUAGUUGAAUGUACAUUGUAUUGAAGCAGCAUUUUAUAGAAGAAACUCCAUUAUCCAGUAUAAAUUAGGACAGUAUAAAUUAGCAAGAGCUCUAUAUUUCACUUUUGCAAACUGUUAUAAUUAAUGGAAUGAAGGCAAGGACAAUAUAACUAAACAUCAGUUGAGAUAAAAAUUACUUGGACUGUAAGGCUAAUUUAAUUCAGCUAGAAGAUCAGCGCUAGUGAGCUGUGCAAUUAAGCAAUGUCUGGCAUAAAGUAGAUUUCCAGUGGAUAAUUGGGAAUGUGGAUGAUUGAACCUCACAUAAUCUGUGGUGUUGGUUGAGGAAGGAUUCCUCUGAUCCCCCUUUUUCAAGAAACACAUACAUCUAAUAGUAAACUGAAAAAAAAUUGAGGGCAUUCUGUCAUCAUCAUUUUUUUCUGUCAGACACUGAAAAUCUUUGUUUGAACACUGUUGUACUCGGUCUUUCCCAAAAUGUGUACAUGGACAUGGAUUAGUGAUCCAAUUCUUGAACUCAUUGAAGCCACCACGACAAAUUGGAGCAGACUAAUUUCAUCUUAAAGUAAAACUGCACACUUAAAAAUAGCUGAAUGGAGAGCAGCAGACACAAAAUGCUGGAGGAACUCAGCAGGUCAGGCAGCAUCUAUGGAGGGCAAUAAACAUUCGACGUUUCGGGUCGAGACCAUCCAGCAUUUUGUGUGUGUUGCUCCAGCAUCUGCAGAAUCUCUUGUGUCUCUGAAUGGAGAGCAGAGCUUUAUCAGUGUGUGAACACAUUUAUGGAAUACCCUGAUCACUGACUUGCAUUGCUUUUAAGAGGAGAUGCUAUUGACAAGAAAUUUUUGCAUGCCUUGCUAAGGAUGCCCAUGAACAAACACUGCUUUGCAAUUUUGGGAAUCAAAUUGGAUAACAUUCCAAAGUACGUGCAGGGACUGUGUUGUGCAAUUAUCCCAGUCAUAGAGUCAUACAGCAUGGAUACAGGCCCUUCAGCCCAACAAGUCCAUGCCGACCAUGUUGCCCACCCAGCUAGUCCCAAUUUCUUGCAUUCAGCCCAUAUCCCCACCCCUGCACAUACCUAUCCAAGUGCUUCUUAAGUGAUACUAUUGUACCUGCCUCAACCACUUCCUCUGGCAGCUUGUUCCAUAUACUCACCGCCUGUGUGAAAAAUUUGCCCCCUUCAGAUCCCUUUUAAAUCUUUCUACUCUCACCCUAAACCUAUGCCCCCUAGUUUUGGAAUCCCCUACCCUGGGGAAAUGACUGCUGCCAUCCACCUUAUCUAUGCCUCUCAUGAUUUUAUAAACCUCUGUGAGGUCAGCCCUCAUCUUCCAAUGUUCCAAGGAAUAAAGACCUAGCCUGGCCAACCUAUCCCAAUAGCUUAGGCCCUCUGGUCCUGGCAACAUCCCCGUAAGACUGCACUCUUUCGAGUUUAACCACAUCUUUCUUAUAACAGGUGACCAAAACUGUGCACAGUACUCAGUGUGGCCUCACCAACUUAUACAACUGCAGCAUAGUGUCCCAACUCCUACACUCAUAAGGUCAGCGUGCUAACUGCCUUUUUCACCACCCUGUCUACCUGUGAUGCCGCUUUCAACAAACUAUGCACAUGUACUCCUAGAUCCCUCUGUUCCACUACACUCCCUAAUGCCCUACCAUUCAUUGUAUAAGUCCUACACUGGUUUGACUUGCCAAAAUGCAUCACCUCAUACAUCUGUAUUAAAAUCCAUUUGCCACUCUCAGACCAUUUCCCUAACUGAUUUAGAUCCCCCUUUAAUCUACAAGAACUUUCUUCAUGAUCAGCACCUCCUAAUUUUGUGUCAUCCGCAAAAUUACUGAUCAAACCUUGUUUGUAAACAUCCAAAUUGUUUACAAAAAUAAUGAAUAACAAGGGUCCCAACACUGACCCCUGCGACACACCACUAAUCACUGGCCUCCAUUCUGAGAAACAACCUUCAACCAUCACCCUCUGUUUCCUACCUCUAAGCUAAUUUUGAAUCCACCUAACUAGCUCUCCCUGGAUUCCAUGGGAUCUAACCUUCCAGAGCAGCCUACCACACGGGACCUUGUUGAAGGCCUUGCUAAAGUCCAAAUAGACAACAUCCACUGCCCUACUCUCAUCAACCUUUUUGGUUACCUCUGCUGAAAACUCUAAAAGGUUUGUCAAGCACGACUUUCCAUGCAUAAAGCUAUGCUGACUCCUAAUCAGACUCUGUCUAUCCAAAUGCUGGUAUAUCCUGUCCCUCAGAAUUCCCUCCAGUAACUUCCCUACUACUGACGUAAGGCUGACUAGCUUGUCCUUGGUGCCUUUCUUGAACAAUGGAAUAACAUUAACCACCUUCCAGUCUUUGGGGACUUCACCAGUGGCUAACGAUGAAGCAAAAAUCGCCAUGAGGGCAUCUGCAAUUUCUCCUCUAGCCUCCCACAAUUCAACACGGUGGAGUCAAUGGCUGAAAUUCAUGUUGCCAGCUCAAUGUAAUGAUUUCAGCACUGAGCUAGCACCAACUGCAUUGUUGAUAAGCAGUGGUCUGAACGCUGGUGCCAGCUUGCCUGUAGUAGAAGCCAAGCUGCAUCUCUUAAAAUGGAGGUGCUUCAUGGCUGCAGCAAGUGGUGGAAGUCAACAAUGAGGUAAGUGGAAUUUAAGAUAGAUGGCACAACUGAGAAUGAGCUUGUGGCUUUUGGAUGUUGCACUGGCGGCCUUGGAGGAAUUGAAAUGGAAAGUGACACGGAAUUAACAUCUCAGGUCAUCUUAUUGCAGACUUUCAGCAUCUACAGUAUUUUGCAUUUGGAUCCUGUUUGUAGUGAUACACCAAUGGACUUUGAGCAACAGAGAUCAGUUCAGGUUAGGGACAGGUGGUGCUCUCAAUGCAUGACAGGCGGUCAAUAGUAUCCUGCACUGUGGGCCUGCAAUCCUUGCAUGAUUGCUUGCUCACUCCACCCCCUGCUCUGUGGUAAAGAGAAUGCAAUGUAUUUGGCAAUCUCAGAAUAGAGAGUAAAUGUGACUACCCAGCUACAAAAGUGUGUGGUAAAAUGAGAUAUUUACUAGCCUGGGAGAAGAAUAAUGCAUAAAAAUUCAUUGCCACCUGAAAGGUCACUGGCAAAGCCAUCUGUCCUUCUUUGUAGUUGGAACUGCAAUGGAGAAUUUGGCAUAUCUCUGUGCAGAUAUCCUUACCGGUCUCAUGCAUUGCUCCUUACUAAACUUCAGGUGUAGGAACUGCUCCCUGAAAACCCUGGAUGAAAUGACCUCCUGUUGAGUGUCCAUAUCCUCCUUCUCCCUCUGCUAACAUGUCAUCUAGAUUCUCCCUGUCAUGCUGCAUUCUUAGGAAAAUCAUCACCAAAAGAUCCAUAUCCGGGUGCAACUGUUGAUUUCAAGGACCUUGAAGUCAAAGCACAGUACUUCAGUGCUACCACUUCCUGAAAAUAUUAGCAACUUUAAGGCAAUCUAAAAGCUCCAAACUGACUGAAUUGAAGUGACGUACCGUGGAAGCCCGUGAGCAAAUAGCCUGUAGUAAUUCAUAAUUCCUUUAAUUAGCAUUGGUUGUGAAAGGGGGGAAUCCUUUCUGCUGCUGGCCAAUAUUAACACAUGGGUUAUUGCAUUGAUGAACUCCUAUCUUACAGUAUUGGCAUAAAUCUGUCUUGUGCAUUGAUUAGUAUCCUGGUUUACAUACUCUGCAGACUUCCAGCAGAUAACAGCAUUGUGCAUAUUUCUCCUUUCUUGUACAAGUGUAUACAGGUGAAUCAGACACUGUAUUGGAACAAAUCAGAACUGUUGACACCCAGACAAGCCAGUGUAUGGUGGAAUUUUGUGGCCUGUGAGUCUUGUGUAAUUGUAGCCUUUAAGAUGAUUUUUAAAUGAAACUCCAGGUGAGACAUUGACAAAAACAUGAAUUGUUCUCCUCUUCACAAUGUACAAAAUUGAGAUUAACUUUUGCUAAUUUGCAAAUACAUCAGAGUAUGCUACCAAUGACUUCUGAACUCCAGCCUGUAAACAGAGCAAAACAAAAUGUUACAUAAAUUAAUGUACUGAGUGGUUAGAGUAACAGAUUUUAUACAAGAGUUGUUAACAUUUCCAAUAGCAGUAUAACAGAGAAUGUAACUACCUAAUAUAAAGGACGGAUUUCUUCAACAUGAAACUGGACAACACAGCUCUAGAACUGUCUUUGUAAUUGAUUUUCAUUGGUCCCCUAUCAUAAGUUCCCAUCAUUUUUCCAAACUUCUGAUCUUAGCUUUUGCAAAAAUGAUUAUUUAAAGUGUUGGUUAAAAAAUCUUAUUACUUUCUCUGGUGGACAUGGAAUUGUACUGUUUCUAUAUAACUCCAAUUAAUAUUUCUCUAUGAAUGAAAUUUUAAAAAUAAUCCUUUAAUAGGUGGUAAUGAUUUAUUGUGUAGAUUAUAGGCCAUUCCACUUAUUCCUUAAUAACUAAUUAAUCCUAAAAUAUUGUGCCUUGAUAUAGUAUAUUGCAGUAUAUUGAAGUAAAGAAAUGACAUCAAAUUAAAAGAAAACUUACACAAUGUUGGAAAAUUAGUGGUUGGCCAAUAAAAUAAGUCAUCAAGGAACAAAUAGAUUAUGAGGGUAAGCUAGCAAGAAAUAUAAAAACAAUUCUACAAGCACUUAAAAAGGAAAAGAGUAACUAAGGCCAACACUGGUUCCUCAGCAGAUGAGAAUGGGGAAUUAAUAACAGGAAGUAGAGAAAUGUCAGAUAUUUCAAACAAAUGUUUUUUGAAAAUUUCUGUAGAAGAUCCAAGGUUCAAAGGAAGGGAGGAACUUCAAACAAUCAGAAUCACUAGUGAAAAGGUACAAGCUACUGGACUAAAGGCUGAUGAGUCUCCCUGGACCUGAUAAUCUGUAUCCUGGGGUCUUAAAAGUAGUCGUUGCAAAUAUAGUUAUUGCAUUGAUUGAGAUACAGCAGUGCAUUGUAAAACUAGACAUGUAGCAAGAAAGGAGGGAGACAGAAAGAAGGUUACCACAUAGGUAAGAGCUCAUGGCAUGGGAUUAAUUUAGUAGCAUGGUUGGAGAACUUACAAAAUAACAGGAAACAGAGAGUUGGGAUAAAUGAAUCAUUUUCACUUUGACAAGCCGUAACUAGUGGGGUGUCAUGGGGAUUAAUCUAUACUUAUUGACAGAUGAAGGGAUCAAAUGUAUGGUAGCCAAAUCUGCUGAAGACGCAAAACAGGUAGAAAUGCAAUUUGUGAGGAGGAUACAGUAAGUCUGCAAAUGGAUAAAUACAGUUUACACAAGUGGGAAAAAUUUAGUAUUAAUGUGGGGAAUAAUGAGGUUAUCCACUUUGGUAGGAAGAAUAGAAAAGGAGAAUAUUGCUUAAAUGGAAAGAGACAAUAGAAUGCUGCUAUACAUGAGGAUUUGGGUGCCCUGAUACAUGAAAAACAGUAAGCUAUAAUAGUGCAGCAAGUAAUUAAUAAGUCAAAUCGGAUGUUGGCUUUUAUGGUUGAGUAUAAAAGUGGGAUAGUCUUACUACAACUGUACAGAGCAUUGGUAAGACCAUGCCUAGCACUUUGUGUAUGUUUCUGGACUCCUUAUUUAAGCAGGGGAAUGCUAGGUUGAUUCCUGGGAUGAAGGGGUUGACUAAGGGAAGAAAGAUUGAGUAGGUUGCACCUACACCAUUUAGAGUUCAGAAGAAUAGGAGGUAAUCUUGUUGAACCAUAUAAGGUAUGAAGUCGCUUGAUAAGGAUGUUUCCUCUGAUGAAGAAAUCUAGAACUGGGGGAGGGAGGGGGGCACAGUUUCAGAAGAAGGCACCACCCGCUGAACACGGGCUGAAGAGGAAUUGCUCUCUACAGAGCGUUGUGAAUAUUUGGAAUUCUCAAUGUUUGGGAGCUGUGGAGGCAGUCAUUGAAUAUACUCAAAGUCAAAGCAGAUUUUCAGUCUUAGGUGGAGUCAGGGAUUGUGAGAAAGAGGCAGGAAAGUGGAGCUGGGACUAAUAUCAGAUUAGUCAUGAUCUUAUUGAAUGAUGAAGCAGAUUUGUGGAGCCAAAUGACCUAUUCCUAUUUCUUGGAUUUUUUUUGAUCAACUAAAGGGUAACAUUGACACAAUGUAUCAGAAUUUAAACAUCUUUCUUAAAUAACCAACAGGGUAGAAACAAUUUUAAUUUUUCUUGUAAUUCUUUUAACAGAUGUUCAAUGUUUUUAUUUCAGAUUUUAAAAAUUGUACAUUGAAGUAUUUUUGCAUCUGAACAAGACAUUCAUUCACAUACAAAGAAAUAUGUAUUUCUGCUCUAUGUAAGCUGAUGUAUUUUGCGGAAUGCACUAAUAUGCAUACCUUUACCACCAUCAGCCAUUUUUGAACUCAUGAAUUCAGAUUUGAAAAUGUGCAGUGUAAAAAAACUUAUAGACCCCAAGAAUGGUAGCAAAUCUGCAUUAAAUGUCCAACUGUUCUGUGAAAGAAUAUAUUUGUGCAAUUGAACAUUUGUAUUAAAAUAUUUGUUAUUGAUGUGAUGUUCAUUAUUUACAAAAAAGAUGAAUUAUUGGA
Pristis pectinata (smalltooth sawfish) is the source of this 10382-nucleotide messenger RNA. RefSeq names its product neuropeptide Y receptor type 1-like. NCBI's taxonomy places the organism in Eukaryota, Metazoa, Chordata, Chondrichthyes, Rhinopristiformes, Pristidae. The transcript is spliced from 4 exons. Gene Ontology annotation, molecular function: neuropeptide Y receptor activity; neuropeptide binding. Bases 315 to 1427 code for a protein of 370 amino acids. The record is from RefSeq and is a predicted model, not a curated record. Gene Ontology annotation, cellular component: plasma membrane; neuron projection. Gene Ontology annotation, biological process: G protein-coupled receptor signaling pathway.